Molecule: messenger RNA, 1244 nt
Organism: Hevea brasiliensis (rubber tree)
Lineage: Eukaryota; Viridiplantae; Streptophyta; Magnoliopsida; Malpighiales; Euphorbiaceae
Product: protein DEEPER ROOTING 1-like
Exons: 6
Coding region: 139-879 (246 amino acids)
Biological process (GO): gravitropism; regulation of growth
Source: RefSeq, a predicted model, not a curated record
ACUCUAUAUAAUCCAAUGCUGCUAAGCUUUGGCUUCUGGGAUCUGUAUACAGAACACUGGAUUUCUGUUAAGGCCAGCAUCACCACAUCCACCUGCAAGUGUCUCAACUCUUAAAUCUAAACACAAGACUUCUCCAAAAUGAAGAUAUUCGGUUGGAUGCAAAACAAACUCAAUGGCAGGCAUGGCACCAAGCAACUUAAUUCUAUUUCAGUCAAUCACCUCCAUACACACCAAGAACCUCGAAACCAAGAAUUCAGCGAUUGGCCUCAUGGAUUGCUGGCAAUCGGUACGUUUGGAAACAGCAACAUAAAAGAAGAUUCCAACAAAGCUAACUCUGUUCAAGAAAAUCUAUCCCAAGAUCAUCUGCAACAGCUUACACUUGAAGAAGUAGAAAAACUUCAUGAUGAGGUAAAAUCAUUAUUGCUUAAUGAUACAGAAUCAGAUACUGCUAAGCUAGCAUUAGACAAGCUUCUCAAUGGCAAUCCCAGCUCGGAAGAUGAAAAAGAUUGCCAUCUUCAAGGCAGCACCCUCACAAUUCUUGGCACAGGGAAAGGAACAUGCUUGGAUAAUACAGGCAGUGCAAUGAACAAAAAGUCCUUGUCAUUUCUUCUGAAGAAGAUGCUUGUUUGCAGAGGUGGAUUUACUCCUACCCCUAUCCUAAGAGAUCAGGUCCCAGAGUCCAGAAUGGAAAAGAUAUUGAGGGCAACAUUUUACAAGAAGAUAUAUCCCCAAAACCCAAGUUCAACUUCGUCUACCAAGAAAUACUUGGAGAAUAAACACAAGCCAAGGCCUGUCAGCGAGGAUGGCAUAAAUCACAAGGAUGACAAGGGAAGUAAAUGGGUCAAGACAGAUUCUGAAUAUAUAGUUUUGGAGAUAUAAUUAAACUAAUUACCUCUUCCCGGCAGUGAAGAAUAUAUUACUUGAAAAACACAUGCUUCUGAGCUUUGGAUGCACUGAGAUGAACAGUUGAACCUAAUCAUUGAAGCGAAAGCUGUCUUCAUUCUUCAUGAAUAAUUCCUGGAAUAUAUGAUCUAUGUGGAUGAUCCAAUGAUUGAUGUGUACAUGAACUUAAUGAUUUUUUUUCCUUUACCAUUAUUGGUUGGCUGUAAUCUGUAUGGACAGUAUGGUGCUAGCUAGCACAAGGACAAAUCCCCCACGUCUCUCCUUGUUCUUUAAUUUCUUUCAUUUAAUUUUCCAUAUUUAGCUUAGUUUAAUAUAUACAUCUACCCUUUCUUCAAUUCCAA